AUGUCCUAUCCUCAGGGUUACCUCUACCAGCCCCCCGGCUCGCUGGCUCUGUACUCCUGCCCGGCGUACGGGGCGUCGGCGCUGGCGGCCCCCAGGAGCGAGGAGCUGGCCAGGUCUUCGUCGGGAUCGGCGUUCAGCCCUUACCCGGGAUCGGCAGCUUUCACCGCCCAGGCGGCGGCCACAGGCUUCACCAGCCCGCUCCAGUACUCCACAGACCCCGCCACGGGAUUCCCCUCCUAUAUGGGCUCCCCUUACGACGCCCAUACGACGGGGAUGACCGGAGCCAUCAGCUACCAUCCGUACGGCAGCCCUGCUUACCCCUACCAGCUCAACGACCCCGCGUACAGGAAAAACGCCACCCGCGACGCCACGGCCACGCUGAAGGCCUGGCUGCAGGAGCACCGCAAGAACCCCUACCCCACCAAGGGCGAGAAGAUCAUGCUGGCCAUCAUCACCAAGAUGACCCUGACCCAGGUCUCCACCUGGUUCGCCAACGCCCGCCGGCGGCUCAAGAAGGAGAACAAGAUGACCUGGGCCCCGCGGAACAAGAGCGAGGACGAGGACGACGACGAAGGCGACGGGGCGAGGAGUAAGGAGGAGAGUCCCGACAAGAUGCCCGAGAGCAACGAAACCUCUGCGGAGGACGAAGGGAUCAGCUUGCAAGUCGACUCGCUGACGGACCACUCCUGCUCCGCCGAAUCGGACGGCGAGAAGCUGCCCUGCCGAGCGGGAGACCCCCUCUGCGAGUCGGGCUCGGAGUGCAAAGACAAGUACGAGGACAUCGAGGAGGAGGAAGAGGACGACGACGAGGACGACGAGGAGGACAUCGAGGAGGACGACGGCGGCGGCGGGGAGCGCGACCCGCCGGCCAAGCCCGCCACCUCCUCGCCGCUGGCGGCCGUGGAGGCCCCGCUCCUCGGCCACCCGCACGCCGACGCCGCCCGCAGCGCUGGCAAGGCGGCGCUGGGGCCCCGCGCCUCCCCCGGCCCCCCGACGCCGGCCAGCAAGCCCAAGCUCUGGUCUCUGGCCGAAAUCGCCACCUCGGACCUCAAGAGUCAGACCCUGGGCCAAGGCUGCCAGCCCGCGCCGCUAUCCUCGGCCACCCCCGCCUCCGCCCCGCACAGCGCUGCCUACUCGCCCUCCUCCCUCCUGGGGAGGCAUAUUUAUUACACCUCACCUUUUUAUAGCAAUUAUACAAACUAUGGGAACUUUAACGCUCUGCAGAGCCAGGGAAUCCUGAGAUACAACUCGGCAGCAGUGGCUUCAAACGAGGGACUAAGUCAGACUGUCCUAAAUGCCAGCUCUGUCCACAAACAGAGCAGUGACUCUUUGAAAACGAUCACUAACCAGCUAGAACAUUACAGGCCCUCUAGCUAUGACUCUAAGAAAGAUCCCACUGAAGUCUGCACAGUAGGAGUACAACCAUACCUAUAG
Messenger RNA from Melospiza georgiana, 1434 nucleotides. RefSeq names its product iroquois homeobox 2 (gene IRX2). The record is from RefSeq and is a predicted model, not a curated record. Lineage: Eukaryota; Metazoa; Chordata; Aves; Passeriformes; Passerellidae. Gene Ontology annotation, cellular component: nucleus. Gene Ontology annotation, biological process: cell development; regulation of transcription by RNA polymerase II; neuron differentiation. The transcript has 4 exons. Bases 1 to 1434 code for a protein of 477 amino acids. Gene Ontology annotation, molecular function: RNA polymerase II cis-regulatory region sequence-specific DNA binding; DNA-binding transcription factor activity, RNA polymerase II-specific.